AUGAUCACAAGCAUAUAUAUAUACAUAAUGUCUGAACCACAAUACAAGCCAGUGACGGUGGACAAGCCCAUUCCCAACACCUAUGAUUUGGGUAACUUGGCAGUGUUUGAUAGUAAUCCGUUGGAUAACCAGAAAUUGAAAAAUGAAAAUGAAAGAGAAGAGUAUCUAGCAACAGUAGCUCGUGACAAUGUGCAAGUAUUAAUCAACCAAAUCUUAUCAUUGCCUAUGAAGUCCACCACAGAUACUCAUGGAUCUUCGACAGGUCAAGAUUCUACUAUGACAUUAGUGCAAUUACCUGAACCAACUACUGAGCUUCCUCGUGAAAAGGCUAUUCCCAAGGCCAAAGCUGCCACCAAAUGGGAAGAGUUUGCUGCUCGUAAGGGUAUUAAGGCCAAGCCAAAGGAAGGGAAGAUGGUUUAUGAUGAAGCCAGUGGAGAAUGGGUUCCUAAGUGGGGUUACAAGGGUAAGAAUAAGCAAAUGGAUGAUCAAUGGUUGGUUGAAGUUGAUGAUAAGGUUAAAAAUACUCCUGAUGAACUUGUGGAUCCACGUACAUUGAAUCGUGCUGAGCGUAAGAAGUUGGUUAAGAAGAAUGAGUUACAACAUAAACGAAAUUUGAAGAAUGGAUCAUAG
This is a messenger RNA of Lizanozyma spartinae, 630 nucleotides long. RefSeq names its product Rrs1p (gene RRS1). The transcript has 2 exons. The record is from RefSeq and is a predicted model, not a curated record. Gene Ontology annotation, molecular function: protein binding. The coding region runs from base 1 to 630 and encodes 209 amino acids. NCBI's taxonomy places the organism in Eukaryota, Fungi, Ascomycota, Pichiomycetes, Serinales, Debaryomycetaceae. Gene Ontology annotation, biological process: ribosomal large subunit export from nucleus; ribosome biogenesis; ribosomal large subunit biogenesis. Gene Ontology annotation, cellular component: nucleolus; nucleus; preribosome, large subunit precursor.